Adineta ricciae is the source of this 531-nucleotide messenger RNA. The record is from the annotation of a GenBank genome assembly. Lineage: Eukaryota; Metazoa; Rotifera; Eurotatoria; Adinetida; Adinetidae.
AUGUCAAAAUUCACUUUCACUCUACUAACUAAUGAAUAUAUUCCUGAUGUUCGAGCACUUUUAUUAAAUUCGUUUUUCCUUCAUGAACCAUUGAAUGAACGAUUUGGUUAUAACUUACCAGAUGAAGUAGAAGAUUUUAUCGAUGAUGUAGUGAAAUGUGCUCUCCGUGAUCAAUGUUCAUUCGUUGCUCUCGAUGGAAAUCAACUUGCAGGCUUACUACAUCAAGCAAAGAAUGUUUAUGAUCAUUUCAAUGUUGAUCGUAUUUUAUAUACAGCAGUAAUUAGUGUUGAUCCAAACUAUCGUGGUCAACGAUUGAGUGAACAACUGCUGGAGAAAAGCCUCGAAUAUGCCAAAGAAUCGUUACAUCUCCAAGCGGCAUACACCGAAACUUCAUCAUAUUACUCGUUGAAGGCGUUCCUGAAAAUGAAUUAUGAAAGACUCUAUGAAAUUAUGUACGAAACGUAUGACAAAGAAAAAUUAUCAAAUAUGGGAGUUCAUGAUCGUUGCACAUUAGUUGGACGAAAACUGUGA